GCAACGGGCAAGAUAUUUCGAGGUUCGCUGCUGACUGUGGGAUAUACGGAAGACUUAUCGAGCUUGCGCGAUUGCCGUACCGGCUACUUUCACUCACGACGUUUCGAGAGUUUGAGUGAAGGUAUAUUCCGCCUCCUAUGUCUUUGCUGCAUUAUCAGCGGUAAUACUGACUAUGAACUAUUACAUUGGACGCUGGAUAGGUGAGAGAUCCUGGUUCAAGAGAUUAUACGAUCGGGUCUCUUUUACCAGGCCCCUGGGCUUCUGACCGCGGGCUUCCCUCCCAAGUAUAUAAAGAGCCACCUAGUGCCCUUUCUCAACUUCCUCCAGCCUCUCCUCUCCCAAUCCCCUAGAAACGCUCCCUACCAGCUGAAAGCUUCACCAAGAAUCCAUCAUUGCCAUUCCCAGUCCGUUAGCAAAUCAAGGUCAGUAGAUUGCCCCUCACAUAAUAGAACAGAAAGUUAAUAUUCCCAGCCAUGGGAAGACGAAACCCGCGAUAUACCCGCUCAGAGCUCAUCGCCUUGCUCAAGAAACAGUGCCCAGAAGCCUACGAAGCGCUCCCUCCUCAAGACUCGUUCACGUUCGAGGAAGAAGAUGGAAAGCAACACCUGCACGUAGGCCACUUGAAAGGCUCCCGCAUUUGGGUGCGCUUCCCCGAUCAGGAUAGCAAAUGGAAGAAUGAGAAUUGGUUGUCGUUCACCUCUGCCGGCGGCCACCUCCGACGCACUGCCGACUUCGGCAAGAGGGGCAUCACUUGGCUGGCUCCAUUCUGCCACCUGUUGCCGGCUCAGCACGCGUAUCCUUGGUGCGAUGGGAUGCGGGCUCUGGUCAUCUGUGUCUUCGUUCUGUGCGGGAAGAGGCCCGAGUUCAAUGACUUUCGCAAUGGCGGUGGGUCGGAUGCCCUCGUUAGAGUCUUACGGGGCGUCUCUCCGCUUCUCCUGCGAGACAAGGCACUGGCGAAAGAGAAGCAACUGGCGAACGAGAAGCAACUAGCGAACGAGAAGCAACCAGCGAACGAGAAGCAACCAGCGAACGAGAAGCAACUGGCGAACGAGAAGCAACUAGCGAACGAGAAGCAACCAGCGAACGAGAAGCAACCAGCGAACGAGAAGCAACUGGCGAGCGAAAAGCAACUGGCGAGCGAGAAGCAACUAGCGAAAGAAAAGCAACAGAAACAUGAAGAACCAGUAUCCCCGGCUGCGACUGAUGGUGCAAACAUUCAGCAGAAGGCGAAUCCCGCUACGCCAUCCAUCAAGGAUCCGAAAAUCAGCGACCCGCUUGGAGGGAGCACGAUGGUCAAGAAUGAACCACAAGCCACCACGGUUGAAGAGAAGGCGUGCGUCAAGAAGGACCCUGACGAGCCUCCCAUUUCCAGCGCUACACAGCCCAUCAAGCAAGAUCCCGAUGCCGUGUCUCCCUCUGAGGAAAAGCCGGCCAUGAAGACCGAAUCGGGAGUUGGCGAGAAGCCGCGUUUGAAGAACUCUACAUCCGAGGAUACCUCGGCUUCGAUGAAGCGAUCAUACUGUCAAUUCCUCGAGGGCCAGCAAGACUGA
Trematosphaeria pertusa is the source of this 1550-nucleotide messenger RNA. RefSeq lists its product as uncharacterized. The record is from RefSeq and is a predicted model, not a curated record. NCBI's taxonomy places the organism in Eukaryota, Fungi, Ascomycota, Dothideomycetes, Pleosporales, Trematosphaeriaceae. Bases 474 to 1550 code for a protein of 358 amino acids. The transcript has a single exon.